Molecule: messenger RNA, 798 nt
Organism: Drechmeria coniospora
Lineage: Eukaryota; Fungi; Ascomycota; Sordariomycetes; Hypocreales; Ophiocordycipitaceae
Product: tafazzin
Exons: 1
Coding region: 1-798 (265 amino acids)
Biological process (GO): cardiolipin acyl-chain remodeling; inner mitochondrial membrane organization
Cellular component (GO): mitochondrial membrane
Molecular function (GO): 1-acylglycerophosphocholine O-acyltransferase activity
Source: RefSeq, a predicted model, not a curated record
AUGGGGUCUCGGCGCCCACGAUAUAUGCUUCAAGAACCGGUCCGUCCGCGUCGCCCACUCAUGUCAAACCCUCGUUCAGCUAACCGCCCCUUAAGCUUCUUGUCCACGUUCUUCAGCCUAGGUCAAGUCCUACCCACACACCGCUUGUGGUACUCGCCAUCGGGCGGCCUGUACCAGCCUACCAUGGCGCGAGCGAUACAACUCCUCUCUGGUCCUCGGACGACAUCCGGGCCACUUGCGGACGCCGCCGGAUCAAGCUCGUUUCCAUCGCCGGUGGCACGUGCCGGGAAUCACCACGCCUGGGUCCACGUCUUUCCCGAGGCUUGUUGUCACCAGGGUGUCGACGGGAGCUUGCGGUACUUCAAAUGGGGCAUCUCGCGACUCAUUCUUGAAACCGACCCGGCCCCUCAAUUCAUCCCCAUGUUUAUUCACGGUACCCAGGACAUUGUGCCCGAGGAACGGGGCUGGCCACGGUUCCUUCCUCGAGUGGGAAAACGGGUGAGGGUCGUGGUUGGAGAGCCCGCAUCUGUUGCCCAUCUGUUCGGCCAUCAUCGCGCCGCCUGGAAACGCCUGACCGACCGCUAUGACGAAGAGCAGCUGAGGACGCACCCCGAGGCGGUGCAGUUACGGAUCGACGUUGCAAAAUCCGUCCGAGACGAGGUUCAGAAGUUGAGGCAAAGCCUCGGCUUUCCCCGAGAAGAGGAUGAGACGGCGGCCAUGGCGGAAACCUGGUCCAAGGAGCCGAAUAAACGUAGGUUCAAGAGCCCGGUAGAUGGCAGUCUAAUCAAUAGGAUCUAG